Brachypodium distachyon (stiff brome) is the source of this 2707-nucleotide messenger RNA. Its product is annotated as RNA binding protein fox-1 homolog 3. Bases 1602 to 2363 code for a protein of 253 amino acids. Lineage: Eukaryota; Viridiplantae; Streptophyta; Magnoliopsida; Poales; Poaceae. Gene Ontology annotation, molecular function: RNA binding. The transcript is spliced from 3 exons. The record is from RefSeq and is a predicted model, not a curated record.
ACCUGUUGGGAAAUAGGAAUCUACGAAAGCGACUGCUUGGCCGCUAUCCAAAGAGAUAAGUACUCUCUCUGAUUCUAAAUUCUUGAAUCAAAUUUGUCCAAAUAUGGAUGUACCUAUUCUUAAAAUGCGUCUAGAUACAUGUAAUAUUUUGACAACAAUUUAGGAUCGGAGGGAGUAUAUUACAAAACUGGACCAUUCAAAAUGUGGUUUAAACAUAUUUGGCAGGUUUUGCCAAAAAUCUUGUUCUCAGCCCAGUGUUAAAAUUCCAGCUUCAUUGAAAAACGACCGGCGGAAAAUGACAUUUUUCUUAGGCUCAAAUUUUGAAUUCAAAAAGAGUAAAUUACAAAUGUUCUUGUCACUUGUGAGCCUACUUUUAAAAUUUCAGCGCAUUUCGCCAAUAUGACCUGCCAAUCAACUCGGUUAAAACCCAUCACGUUUGCGAAAACCAUCUUCUGACUAGGUUGCCAGAGGGAAAUUUAAUCGGUAUGAACAGUUGGCUGUGAUUAGUUCAGAGUUGCAACAUGGACUUAUCUCAAUGCUAUACCACAUUGAAGCCCACGAUGAGGUUCAUUUUUUUGAGGGUAAAGACUGUAGGCAAAAAUGCCUACAGUCAUAUAUAUUAAAAAAGAGUAACUGUACAGAUGAAAAAUGAAAGAACAAACAUGAAAGAGCUAUCUGAAUCUAGCCAGCCAAGCGGCCAUGUUGGAGUAUUGUUUUCUUUUAGCUCUAUGAAAGACCAAAUUCAUCUCUUCUUUGAAAAGCUGCCUGCAUCUGUAGAGGUUGGGGGUUCGCUGGUUGAAGAUGAAGUCAUUUCGAACUUUCCAAAUGCUCCAAGCACCCAUGAUGAUAAUCUCCAUGAAGAAAGGAACCUUGAGUUUGCGUUUGAGUGAUUCCACGUUUAAAUGAACAUUUGCAACUGGAGUGAAGCUGCCACAUAAGUAGGCCCAGCAAGUUUUUGCAAAUGCACAGUGAAAGAACAGGUGAUCUCUUGUUUCUAAAUGUAGAACACCACAUAAGACACAAUCAUAUGAUGGGAGCUGAAAUGACCUCUUUUGAAGCAUUGCUCAAGUAUUGAGGCGAUUAAUGAGGAGCAUCCAGAAGAAGAAUUUGUGCUUCAGUUGGCAACAGGAUUCCCAGAGCCAUCCAAAAUCAGAUGGUAAUUCCAGGUGAUUAAUUUGAGCCUUAUAAGCCUCUGCUGGGAUGAAUGAGCCCUUGUUCCAAAUGUAAGUCCACAUGUCGUGACCAUCAGCUUGGGCAACAUUAUCCAGCAUAACAAGGAACUGGAUGAAUUGGUCAAAGGCAGUAAGUGACAAGGGGAGAUGAAAGAGAGUCUCCUUUUGUUCAUUCUGCAUGAAGUCUUGGACACUGGCAUGCUCGUUUCUGGCAAAGGAGUGGAGGUGCGGCCAUCUGUUUUCUAGGGUGUUCCCUUGCCAGUGAUCAAGUCCAAAAAAAUGUGGAGGCCCCAUUGCUAAUCUUUGCCACAGCAAGUCGCUUGAAAGUGUCAAUCAGUUUGAGAAUGUCUAACCACCAGAAAGAUUCAGUGGUUGGUUUUUGGGGAGGGAGACCAUUGUGGUAGUGUUUUUUCCGGACAAAUUGGACCCAUGGGAUGUCCAGCCUGUUAUAGUGUGCAGAUUCUUCAUGAGGAGUGUCUGAUUUUGUAUGUUGAUGUUAAUGACACCCAGGCCACCUUCUUUUUUAGGUCUGCAGACGAUCUCCCAAGCAGCAAGAGGUGGAUUCUAACGGGGUCGGCCGGCAGGAUCGCCAAGGGGAGGGCAAGUCGAGGAGGAGAUGGCCGGCCGCAGCCAACGGAGGAUGAUCAGCCACAAGAAGAAGAGAAAAACCAGAGCGGCAACGAUGAAGAAGAUUGUCAAGGAGGAGUCUACGCCUGUACGCCAGCUCCGCAAGACAAGGAGCGCCGCAGUGACAAGAGUACGUGUGACGUGUGUGGAAUAGGCAGAAUUCACGAACAGGAUGAGUUCUGCCCCUACAACUACAUGCACGGGGUUUUCGGCCUCAGGACCUGCAGAGAGCGGUGCCAACCGGGGAUGCAUCCGCAGUUGCUAGCCUUCGCCCAUGGGAGCCACCACCAUCUACGGCGUGUUGUACGCGUGACCAAUGUUCCGAUGAGCGUCAUCCGCGGCAAAAGCGAGCUGCGUGGGCUCUUCAGGCAGUUCGGGCCACUUGCUAGGCGCAACCUCACGACCUUGAGCCUCGAUGACUCCGUCGGCUUCGGGUGGGUGGCGUUCGAGAGCAGUGAGGAUGCGGAGGAGGCCAUCGACAAGCUCAACGGCCACCUCGUCGGCGAUCGCAAGCUCCGAGUUACUGGCUCUAUCCUCACACCUGAAUGCUUCUAUUUUCAUUAGAUGAUCAGGGAGUCGCGCCCCCCGUUUCCAAUUUCAUUGAAACCCAUAGAAAAACAACAGAACAUGGUCUUUGUAACAGACAACAUAGAAGGUAAUGUUCUAAAGCCAUAUCCAAAAGAUCACCACGCAAGGGGAAAGAUCAAGCCCCGCAAGGCGCCGAGCAAGCAGCACAGGAAGACCGAAGCCUGGACUUCUUCAUGGCCAUGGGCGAUGCCGGGGAGUGCAGCUCCAAAGGUCCGGUUUUUUCAACUAGGCUAGAAACCCGAAUAAACCCGAAACACCUGGUCAAUAUGUAAAAUCACAGUGCCCAACGGAAUCAACUCGAGAAGAGCAUCUUCAGCAGA